AUGCGACUCUGCUCGCCCCACCCCUCCUCAAUUUUCGAGGUUUGGGCCACCAAAAUUUUGGCUGCCAUUGACAAUCAAGGGCGGGUUCUAUCAGACCUCGCACAGAAUAACAAAGAUGGCCUUCGCCAACAGCCAUCUCCUCACCCGUCGCAGUUCUCGGUCAUUGAAGAAGAUGACCUCGAGGCUAUGUCACGGAAGGAUAUUCCAUGGACUCCGAUAACUGGCUCCGAUAUGAUCUUAAGCUGGUCGGUCUUUCCCACCGAAAAACCUGUCGACACAUUUCCAGCAGCAGCAUAUGUGGAAAAACCACAUAUUCUUGCCUUGGAGAAUUCGAAUCCGUCACCUUCACGUCUUUUUGAAUUAAGAGAUAUUUACAUGACCAAGAUUCAACCUAAGAACCCUAUCAUAGAUGCUGAUCAGCUGGAGACCUAUAUUUCCGAUGCUCUCGAAAAUGGCUUUGACUGGUCGGCGUCCUCCUGCCUGGUGCUUCUAGUAUUCGCGCUGGCAGCAAUCUGGGGAAACUAUCCGGAUGAUGAGCGUCGAUUGAUUGAACCUCAUGAGCAGAGCGAUCCAUAUUCUGAUCGAUAUAUCACUAUGGCUGUGCCGGAGCAUCGUCUGAGAGAAUCACUCACAUACUUUACAAUGGCACAGAAACGAAUGUCUGCAGCCCAUCUAGACGCAUCUUUGCUUGGAGUUGUAUGUUUCUGCUUCUUUGGAAUGUGGCAUCAGUAUAACAUCGAGCCCAUUCAAGGCUGGAAAAUGUUCCGCACGGCGUCGAUGCUGUGGGAAUCAUACAACCUAAAGCAUGCUCAUGGCAAGACACAAAGAUCAAAACAGGAGGAGAGUCUUGAACAACGACUAUACUGGACAUGUCUCAAAUCCGAGUGCGAAAUCCGCCAUGAACUCGUCGAUCUUCCCUCCUGUACGCUCCAGGAAUCAUCAUUCCCCUUUUCUCUCCCAACAUUCCCCAUGAUCGACAGCUUCGACCAAGGCCGAGUCGAAAUCAUUUCUCAAGAGUCGCCCAGCUUUAAAGCAAGCGCCGAAGCAUCCUACUACUUUUAUCUGGCAGAAAUCUCGCUAAGACGUCUACUCAACCGCACGCGGACUGUUGCAACACUACUCUCACCAAACAUCACCGCACACACCGCCAGCCGAUUAGCAGACACGCUCCAGAACCUCGAGGAACAACUCCAACAAUGGCUGGAGUGCCUGCCGCCCGCCCUUCGCUUCAACCUCCCUCCCGACACAUUCCCAUCACCCGACGAGUCGGAACUCGUCAAGCUCGUGCGCGAAAGAUACGUCGAAGUCCGCGAAAUCCUGUGUCGCGCGUAUCUCUACAUGUGUCUGCACGGCGGCUCGCGGCUCACAUCGUCACAAAUCGAAUCCUUCGGCGCCCGCGCAUCCGCCGGCCUCCGUCUGAGCGUCUAUCGCAUCCAGACCGAGGUCCCGUUCUUCCGACACCCGGGCUCCUGGGGUGCAUGUCGCGUUCGCUUCAACCACGCCCUGUGUUUGAUCGCCGCGCAGCGCGGCACGGAGCGGAAUCUGGAGUCGGCCGCUUGUGUUGUCGUGCCGGCCCUGUGGAGGGAGUGUGUCAGUAUGGUGCAGGAUCGUCUCCAGGCCUGGAGUCACGAGGGUGCAGGGAUCUCGGAGAUGUGUAUUCUGCUAGAUUGGUUGGUGAAAAGUAUCCAUUAA
Messenger RNA from Exophiala bonariae, 1692 nucleotides. RefSeq lists its product as uncharacterized. NCBI's taxonomy places the organism in Eukaryota, Fungi, Ascomycota, Eurotiomycetes, Chaetothyriales, Herpotrichiellaceae. The record is from RefSeq and is a predicted model, not a curated record. The transcript has 7 exons. The coding region runs from base 1 to 1692 and encodes 563 amino acids.